UCAACAAAAUGUGAUGAGGAAAAUUAAUGAACUGAUUCUUAAAUACCUGAUAUUCACAACCAUAAUUAUUAAUAAACCAUCCAAAAAAAGUCAUCUUUGAAGCAACCAAUGGAAUUUAUUUCAUGGAAAAAGUUCUAAAAACUGUCUUCCGCAAGGCAGACAAUUCAGUAUGCGACAAUGAAUGUAUCAGAAGACAAUAAAGAAGACAUUUUAUUCUAUGUUCUCAAUGGAUAUGGAGUUACAGUUUCCUACUUAAUCAUAAACAUCGUUACAACAAUUCUAGGUGUUAUGAUUUUAUUUCUCAAUUUUCUCGUCAUCGACACGAUACGACGAAAACAUGAACUGACGAAUACAGCAGAUGUCCUUUUACUUAGUCUGGCAUUAGCAGAUUUUCUGACGGGAAUUUUGGUGCUGUAUAAUACAGUAUACACGAUGUCAAAUUUCCAGAAUACUUUAGAGUGUAGAUUUAGAUACAGUCUUUUACUUACAGUGGCCAUAUCAUCGGGUUUUCAUCUGUUAGCGCUGACUGUUGACCGUUACAUUAAAAUCAUAAAACCCUUACAUUACAGCAGACUGUGUAAAAGAUCAACGUUUCUGACAACGUGUAUUUCUGUAUGGAUAUUUGCUAUACUUAUAGGAUUAGUACCAACAUUUGGAUGGAAAAACAAUUUUGAGGAAACCAAUGGGGAUGAUCUAUUGUGUAGUUUCUUUGGCACCCUGCAUGAAGAUUAUCUUCGAAUGGUUGUAGUUUUAUUUUUUAUACCAGUCAUUUUGAUGCUUAUUCUCUACAGCCACAUUUUCAAAGUGGCACACAGACAUUCCCGACAGAUAGUCAUACAGGAAAGAAUGGUACAUCCACAUGCCAAGGAUAAAUUAUCAUGGAAAUUUACCAAAACAAUCAGUAUUAUUAUAGGAGUAUACCUUCUUAUGUGGCUUCCUACAGGUAUUUUGGUGAUCUUGAAUGUGGAGGGAAAACUGUACCAUAAAUCAAAUUCAGACAAGGGAGUAAUUCUAAUAUAUACGUCAGGAUUGGCUUUCUUCAACAGUCUAUUAGAUCCAAUCAUUUAUGCCUUUCAAAUAUCAUCAGUGAAAAGGAGAUUCAAGUCAGUGUUUUGCUGCAAGAAACAGAAUUCUGUCCAAGAUCAAAUUUGUACAGUUGGAUACACAACAAAUAUGGUACUCAUUAAAAGUGGUGUUCAUGUCGAAACAAUUAAUACUUGAUAUUCCAAAGAAUGUAAAUCAGU
Molecule: messenger RNA, 1244 nt
Organism: Mytilus californianus (California mussel)
Lineage: Eukaryota; Metazoa; Mollusca; Bivalvia; Mytilida; Mytilidae
Product: dopamine receptor 4-like
Exons: 2
Coding region: 178-1221 (347 amino acids)
Biological process (GO): G protein-coupled receptor signaling pathway
Cellular component (GO): membrane
Molecular function (GO): G protein-coupled receptor activity
Source: RefSeq, a predicted model, not a curated record